GUAGGUUUGACAAAACAGAGGUAAACAAUGACAAAACAUCUACCUGUCUAUACACAGACAGUAAACAUCCCCGUAACAACAUUGAACAUGCAGACGGGGGAUUGAAAGAGAAAACAUGGCAAUGUGGGGACGUGUGGUGUGUUUGUUGGUGCUAUGGCAGGUGCUUGCUCUGAGCCGGGGGAAUACCCGGGAUCUACUGGACGACAUGUUGACGGACGGGGAGGCCGGGAAUGUGGAGGGGAUGAUAGAUAAGGUGGGGGACAUGCUGGGGGAACUCGUGGAUUCCCUCGACUCCAUCAACAGUCCGUGCUCAUUCAAGUGUCCGAACGGCAUAAAACCAAAGGCGCGUGAAAACCACAUCAAGUCCAGCAACGGAUGCGGAACGUUCGGGUUCGAGAUCGACACCUCCACUGUUCCACUGAUGACAAAGUGCUGUGACCAGCAUGACUUCUGUUACGACACGUGUAACUCCAACAAGGAUAAAUGUGACAGUGAUUUUAAGGCUUGUCUUCUUAAUAUGUGUAAGAAAAUGGAGAAAUCGCUUGAGAAGGACGAGUUUGAAGGGUGUAAGGCGACGGCAGAACUGAUGUUUACCGGAACUACCAUGUUGGGUUGUACUUCCUUUAAGGACUCCCAGAAAAGGGCGUGCGACUGCGGGGAGAUAGACAUGGACUCGGACCCGGACGUACUGCGCGUCAGCUCGGGAAAAUCCACACUCAUCCACGGGAAGAAGUCGGUAAACGCAAAGCCUAUUCCGGGGACUGAGAACGAAAAUACGGAGAAUUUUUCCAAGACUAAAGACGUACCUAAAUCAGAUACUGUCCUAAAGGCCACCAAGCUUAAGGCGAAAAACCGGCACCAACACGAGGACCUGUGAAAAACCGGCACCAACACGAGGACCUGUGACAUCCGGUCGAUACGGUACGUGUACAAAUAAUCAAGUACUUCAAAAUGGGAAUUCGUGUUACUGGUUUGGGCCGUCACAUUGCCCAGUUCAGACAGAUAAUACAUUUGAUACUGCGAGAUUUUAACGUUCUUCCGUCCAUGCCAGGUGCGCAGGAUUUUUGUGUAGAUGUAUUCACACAACUGUUAUCUUCCUGUUUUACAGUAUUGUAGAACAGAGCUCGGUACUUUUGUAGAAACUAAAAUGUCUUUAAAGAGAUAUUGUUAUGAACUUUUAUAUUCGUUGAAUUUUAUCCCUUUUUGAACGAUUGUACAUUAUAUUGAUAUCAGUGAAAUACGCAAUUAUAUAUAUAGUAUUUGUUAUACUAGAUUGUAUGCAAAGCAUCUUUAUAUUUUGUUAAUUUUUCAUAUUUGGUCAUUUUCUGUAUGUAUUGAUAUGAUAAUAGAUAUAUUAUCCUCUAUAUUCAUAUGUACACUGGUUCGUGCACACUUUUGUAAAUCAAUUGUAUAUAAUUUUUUAUGUUCUGUGCAUAACAUACAUGUACAUCAGAUAAAUGAUGUAACUGUUA
Messenger RNA from Magallana angulata, 1472 nucleotides. RefSeq names its product group XIIA secretory phospholipase A2-like. The record is from RefSeq and is a predicted model, not a curated record. Gene Ontology annotation, molecular function: calcium ion binding; A2-type glycerophospholipase activity. The transcript has 4 exons. Gene Ontology annotation, biological process: phospholipid metabolic process; arachidonate secretion; lipid catabolic process. Bases 116 to 877 code for a protein of 253 amino acids. Gene Ontology annotation, cellular component: extracellular region. Lineage: Eukaryota; Metazoa; Mollusca; Bivalvia; Ostreida; Ostreidae.